This is a messenger RNA of Budorcas taxicolor (takin), 6219 nucleotides long. RefSeq names its product cullin 7 (gene CUL7). Gene Ontology annotation, biological process: ubiquitin-dependent protein catabolic process. Gene Ontology annotation, molecular function: ubiquitin protein ligase binding. The record is from RefSeq and is a predicted model, not a curated record. Gene Ontology annotation, cellular component: Golgi apparatus. The transcript has 26 exons. NCBI's taxonomy places the organism in Eukaryota, Metazoa, Chordata, Mammalia, Artiodactyla, Bovidae. The coding region runs from base 165 to 5267 and encodes 1700 amino acids.
CUGCGGAGACACGCCCCCUCCCGCCUGUCCGCCUCGACCCCUUCGGGGGGCCCAGGCGGAGCCCAAAUCUCUGCCAGCGCCGCCGCCAUCGUCUGUGCCGCGUUCCUAGCUCGGCGAAAGACAGGCCUCGCGCUGGGACCCCCAUCGGCUUCUGAGGUGCCAAGAUGGUGGGGGAACUCCGUUACAGGGAAUUCAGAGUGCCCCUGGGGCCUGGCUUGCACGCUUAUCCGGACGAGCUGAUCCGCCAGCGAGUGGGCCAUGAUGGACAUCCUGAGUACCAGAUCCGCUGGCUCAUCCUCCGGCGUGGGGAUGACGGGGAAGGGGGCUCCAACCACGUGGAUUGCAAGGCUGAGCACAUCCUGCUAUGGAUGUCCAAUGACGAGAUCUAUGCCAACUGCCACAAGAUGCUGGGCGAAGAUGGCCAGGUCAUCGGGCCCUCCCAGGAGACAGCCGGGGAGGCUGGAGCGCUGGACAGAUCCGUGCUGGGGGAGAUGGAAACCGACGUGAAGUCUCUGAUUCAGAGAGCGCUUCGGCAGCUGGAGGAAUGUGUGGGCACCAUUCCUCCCGCUCCUCUGCUCCACACUGUCCACGUGCUCAGUGCCUAUGCCAGCAUUGAGCCCCUCACCGGGGUCUUCAAAGACCCAAGGGUCCUGGACCUGCUCAUGCACAUGCUUAGCAGUCCCGAUUAUCAGAUUCGCUGGAGUGCGGGCCGGAUGAUUCAAGCCCUGGCCUCCCAUGAUGCUGGGACCCGGACCCAGAUCCUUUUCUCACUAAGCCAGCAAGAGGCCAUUGAGAAACACCUGGAUUUUGACAGCCGCUGUGCUCUGCUGGCACUGUUUGCACAGGCCACGCUCUCUGAACACCCGAUGUCUUUUGAGGGCAUUCAGCUGCCACAGGUCCCAGGAAGGCUGCUCUUCUCCCUGGUGAAGCGCUAUUUGCAUGUCACCUUCCUCCUGGAUCAGUUGAAUGACACUGCUGCAGAAGCAGGAGCCCCGAACUCCACUCCUGAGGAGCUGAGUGGGGAGAGGGGUCGCCUGGAGCUGGAGUUCAGCAUGGCCAUGGGCACGCUGAUCUCAGAGCUGGUGCAGGCCAUGCGCUGGGACCAGGCCUGGAGCAGACAGGGGCCCUCGGGACAGCCCUCCGGUUCCAUCUUCCAGCCCCAGCCGGUGGAUGAGGGCCCAGGGCUCCCACCUGCCCAGGCCUUGCCUUUCCGCAGGAGGUCAAGGAGGUUUCGACCUCGCUCUGAGUUUGCCAGUGGCAAUACCUAUGCCUUGUAUGUGCGGGAUGCGCUGCAGCCGGGCAUGCGAGUACGGAUGCUGGAUGACUACGAGGAGAUCAGCGCGGGCGAUGAGGGCGAGUUCCGGCAGAGCAACAAUGGCGUGCCCCCUGUGCAGGUGCUGUGGGAGUCAACAGGCCGCACCUAUUGGGUGCACUGGCACAUGCUGGAGAUUCUGGGCUUUGAGGAAGACAUUGAGAACAUGGUUGAGGCUGCUGAUGAGUACCAGGGGGCAGCGGUCAGUGCAGCCGUGGGUACAGCCCUGCCGUCCUGGCGCUGGAAGCCCAUGACCGAGCUCUAUGCUGUGCCCUACGUGUUGCCUGAGGACGAGGACGCUGAGGAGAGUGAACAUCUGACCCAGGCCGAGUGGUGGGAGCUUCUCUUCUUCAUCAAGAAGCUAGAUGGCCCCGACCAUCAGGAGGUUCUCCAGAUCCUUCAGGAGAACCUGGACGGGGAGGUUCUGGAUGACGAGGUCCUGGCUGAACUGGCCGUGCCCACGGAGUUGGCCCAAGACCUGCUGCUGGCUCUGCCACAGCGACUCGAUGACAGCGCCCUCAGGGACCUGCUCAACUGCCGCGUCUACAGGAAGUACGGGCCCGAGGCCCUGGCAGGGCAGCCGGCCCACCCAUCCCUGUUGGAAGCCCAGGCCCAGCCUCAGGAAUCAGCUGAUGCAGCCAGAGUGGAAGCAAAAGAAGCUCCAACUCAGGGCUCCAACUCGCCGCUGCAGCGUCUGGCAGAGGGUUUCGGUCCGGCUGGGAAAAUCUUCCUGGAUCUGGAGGGAGCGUUCCGCUCAGAGGGGCCCCGGCAGGGAGAGGUCAAGCCCCUCCUUCUGCAGCUGCAGCGGCAGCCCCAGCCCUUCCUUGUGCUCAUGCGGAGCCUCGACACUCCUGCUGCCAACAAGCCCCUGCACCUGGCCAUUCUGAGAAUCCUGAUGCAGCUGGUGGAUUUCCCUGAGGCACUGCUGCUCCCCUGGCAUGAAGCCAUGGACGCCUGCAUGGCCUGCCUGCGGUCCCCAAACACUGACCGAGAGGUGCUCCAGGAGCUGAUCCUCUUCCUGCACCGCCUGGCCUCUGUGAGCAGGGACUAUGCCGUGGUGCUCAAUCAGCUGGGAGCCCGGGAUGCCAUCUCCAAGGCCCUAGAAAAGCACCUGGGAAAGCUGGAGCUGGCUCAGGAGCUGCGGGACAUGGUGUUCAAGUGCGAGAAGCACGCCCACCUCUACCGGAAGCUCACCACCAACAUCCUGGGAGGCUGUAUCCAGAUGGUGCUGGGCCAGAUCGAAGACCACAGACGAACCCACCGCCCCAUCAACAUCCCCUUCUUCGACGUGUUCCUCAGAUACCUGUGCCAGGGUUCGUGCUCCAGCAUGGAGGUGAAGGAGGACAAGUGCUGGGAGAAGGUGGAGGUGUCGUCCAACCCACACCGGGCCAGCAAGCUGACGGACCGCAACCCCAAGACCUACUGGGAGUCCAACGGCAGCGCCGGCUCCCACCGUAUCACCCUGCACAUGCAGCAGGGGACCCUCAUCAGGCAGCUGGCUCUGCUGGUGGCUAGCGAGGACUUGAGCUACAUGCCGGCCAGGGUGGUGGUGUUCGGGGGCGACAGCGCCACCUCCCUUCACACGGAACUCAACUCGGUGAAUGUGAUGCCCUCCGCCAGCCGGGUGGUCCUCCUGGAGAACCUGAGCUGCGUCUGGCCUGUCAUCCAGAUCCGCAUAAAGCGCUGCCAGCAGGGCGGCAUUGACACGCGCAUUCGGGGGUUGGAGGUCCUGGGCCCCAAGCCCACGUUCUGGCCGGUGUUCCGGGAGCAGCUGUGCCGCCACACACGCCUCUUCUACAUGGUCCGGGCACAGGCUUGGAGCCAGGACAUCGCGGAGGACCGCAGGGGGCUCCUGCACCUGAGCUCCAGACUCAACGGUGCCCUACGCCACGAGCAGAACUUUGCCAGUCACUUCCUCCCUGACGAAGAGGCCGCCCAGGCACUGGGCAAGACCUGCUGGGAGGCCUUGGUCAGCCCCCUGGUGCAGAACAUCACCUGCCCUGAUGAAGAAGGCGUCAGCCCCCUGGGCUGGCUGUUGGACCAGUACCUGGAGUGUCGGGAGGCUGCCCACAACCCGCAGAGCCGCGCAGCAGCGUUCUCCUCCCGGGUGCGCCGCCUCACCCACCUGCUGGUGCACGUGGAGCCCUGUGAGGUGCCCCCCGCGGUGGUGGCCUCACCUCGGCCCAAGGGCAGAAACAGAAGCCAUGACUGGAGCUCCCUGGCCACCCGGGGGCUUCCCAGCAGCAUCAUGAGAAACCUGACCCGCUGCUGGCGGGUGGUGGUGGAGCAGCAGGUGCACAGCUUUCUGACCUCACGCUGGCGGGAUGAUGACUUUGUGCCCCGCUACUGCGAACACUUUAGUAAUCUUCAGAAGGCGAGCUCCGAGCUGUUUGGGCCACGGGCAGCCUUUUUGCUGGCGCUGCAGAAUGGCUGUGCUGGUGCCCUGCUGAAGCUACCUUUCCUCAGAGCUGCCCACGUGAGCGAGCAGUUUGCCCGACACAUCGACCAGCGGAUCCAGGGCAGCCGGAUCGGUGGGGCCCGGGGAAUGGAGAUGCUGGCCCAACUGCAACGAUGCCUGGAAACCGUCCUCAUCUUCUCUGGUCUGGAGAUAGCCACCACUUUCGAGCAUUACUACCAGCACUACAUGGCGGACCGUCUCCUGGGCGUGGGCUCGAGUUGGCUGGAGGGGGCUGUGCUGGAGCAGAUCGGCCCCUGCUUCCCCAACCGCCUCCCCCAGGAGAUGUUGCGGAGCCUGAGCACCUCCGAGGAGCUGCAACGCCAGUUCCAUGUAUACCAGCUCCAGCGGCUUGAUCAGGAACUCCUGAAGCUGGAGGACACAGAGAAGAAGAUACAGGUGAGCCGUGAUGCCAGCGCCAGUGGCAGGGGCCGUGAGAGAGGGACCGGGGAGGAAGCUGAGCUGGAAGCUGGGGCUGUGGCGGCAGCAGCAGCAGCCGGUGUGGCAGGGGAGGAGGAGGAGGAGGACGAGAGCGAGGAUCUCUACUAUGAAGGGGUGAUGCCAGAAGUGUCUGUGCUCGUCCUGUCACCACGCUGCUGGCCCACCGCCUCCAUCUGCCACACGCUCAACCCCAGAACCUGCCUGCCUGCCUACCUGAGGGGCACCUUGAACCGAUACUCCAACUUCUACAACAAGCGUCAGAGCUACCCUGCCCUGGAGCGGGCCCCGCAAAGGCGACUGCAGUGGACAUGGCUGGGCCGGGCGGAGCUGCAGUUCGGGGACCAGACACUGCACGUGUCCACCGUGCAGAUGUGGCUGCUGCUGCAUUUCAACGAGCUGAAGGCGGUCUCUGUGGAGAGUCUGCUGGCGCACUCGGGGCUCCCUCCAGAUGUGCUGAAUCAGGCAAUUGGACCUCUGACUUCGUCAAGGGGCCCCCUGGACCUUGAUGAAACAAAGGACACCCCAGCAGGGUUGCUCAAGAUUCGAGACGGCAGUGAGGAACCCAGGCCUCGGAGGGGCAACGUGUGGCUCAUCCCAGCUCAGACAUACUUGAAAGCUGAGGAUGAAGAGGGCCGGAACUUGGAGAAGAGACGGAACCUUCUCAACUGCCUCAUCGUCCGAAUCCUCAAAGCCCAUGGGGAUGAGGGGCUGCACAUUGACCAGCUUGUCUGCCUGGUGCUGGAGGCUUGGCAGAAGGGCCCGUGUCCUCCCAGGGGCCUGGUCAGCAGCCUUGGCAGGGGGUCCACCUGCGGCAGUGCUGACGUUCUCUCCUGCAUCCUGCACCUGCUGGGCAAGGGCACGGUGAGACGCCAGGAUGACCGGCCCCAGAUGCUGUCUUAUGCGGUUCCCAUGACUGUCAUGGAGCCUCACACUGAGUCCCUGAACCCAGGCUCCUUGGGCCCCAACCCACCCCUCACCUUCCACACCCUGCAGAUCCGCUCCCGGGGCGUGCCCUACGCCUCCUGCACAAGCACCCAGAGCUUCUCUACCUUCCGGUAGCCCUGGAGAGAGGGUCAGGGUUAGGUAGGGCUGGGGCUUUCCACAGAAUAAAAUGCAGGAGUUUGAUUACUUGGCCUGUGUGGUAACUGCCAGGGAUCUGCCAAGGGUGGGGACUUUCCUGGCUGAAAGGAGACAGGAGCCCUCAGCUCCGAGGCUAAAUCACGCCAUGCCAGGGUCCUUUGGGUGAGGAUGGCAGGCUGUGUGUGACUGAGCACCCUCCUCUCAGCUGGGGGAAUUAAGUGGACUCCAGGGGUGGGCCUUCUUGGAGGGUAUGUGGUUAGAAGAGCUUUCACCUGGCAGGCUGGAGUCAAGCCCAUCUUGCCACGAGCUGGAUGGCUUGCAACUUCAGCAGAUCAUCAAGCAGGGAUCUAUUUUCCUUGUUUGUGGAAUUGACUGGACACUGUGCCUUCUGGAGCUAAGGCUGACAGGGAAGGUGAGAUAAAGGACCCUUGUGGCCACUGCAGGCCCCCAGGACCAUGUUCCACCUGGAAGCUCUAGGAUCUGGGUUAGAAGGAACUGCAGCUCCCACGGCUCUUCCUUGCCCCUGUGCGCUCCUGCACACCAGUAGCCUUCCCUGCCCAUGGGACUGUCUCUGCAGGGCAAACAUUCCCAGGCUGUGACUUUUGCUUCCCUGAUCCUUAGAACCCUAGAGCUGGUUUGCACACCGAGGACCACAUAAUGAUCCCGUUUAUAGUCAUGUCCCCCAGUCAGCCAGUCCAGAGACAGAACGUGGUUUAGUGGUUGCCUAUAGUUGGGGGGAUUGGGAAAAACUGAGGAGUAACUGCUACAAGGUAUGGCAUUUCUUUUAGGGGUGUUGAAAAUGUUAAAUUGUGAUGGUCAAUUCUGUCAAUGUAUUAAAAAUCACUGAAAACACUUUAAAUGGGUAAAGUAUAUGCUACGUGAAUUGUAUCUCAACAAAGCUGUUAAUAAAAACCAAAACCAACCAAACCGA